AUGUCUCGUGCAAUUCCUCCUUCUUCAAGAAAUGCACCAGGUACUGCUAGCGGACGACCAACUGGGACAGCAACGCGUCUAACAACAGCCGCAGGUCAACGUCCCGUGAGUCGUGGUGGUCCCGGUUCGACUAUGCGUAUCAAGGUUGAAGAUACACCAAUGACGCGGGGAGGAUUAGGUGGUAUACAAGCAAAUGCGAGUUUAGCAGGUCGUCAAGUUAUGGAUAGAACAUAUUAUGUCGGUUUAGUGAGGUCUAAAGUUAACGAACUUGAAACAGAAACAAAUCGUCUACAAAAAGACACUGAUUCAUUUACAGAAGAUAAUAAGCAAUAUUCUGCCUUGAGUAAAGCGGCUGAAGAAUUAUCACAACAAAUCGAAAGUCUACGUAAUGAAUUGGGCGAUUAUAAUAUGAUUAUUGAUCGUUUGCAAACGUCAGGCGAAGUGGCUGAACUGAAAAAAGAACUAAUGGAUUUGACGUCUCAUAAUCAUCAAGUUGAACUUGGUAUUGACGAAAUUUAUGUCGAAAAACGAAGAAAAGAAGACCAAUUACAUCGUUUGGAACGUGACUUAGCAGAUGAGAAAAAGAAGUCCGAAAAAUUGUUAGCAAAUAUGAAUCCCGAAUUGAAACAACGUUAUUCAAAAAUUAAAUCCUACUCUGAUAAAUUACAACAGCAAAUGGAUGCAAUGCAAAAUGAAAUUAGUACACUGGAAGGUCAAAUGAAUACAAUGAGAGAACAAAUGUCCGGUUCAGUAAUCAAACAAGACGCUUUAUCGUUAGUUGAACAAUUACAUGAACUGGAGACAAAACGUGAACAAUUACAAGAAGAAAGUAAAAAUUCUAUGACACCUGAUCAAGAACAACAAAAACUAACACAACAAGUUAGAGAAGAAAAUCAAGAAAUUGCCUCGAUGGAACGACAAAUCAAAGAAUUAAAAGAACGUAAUGAAAGUUUAAAACGUGAAUAUCAGGAGUUGGAUAAUGAUCGUCAACAAUCAAUAACCACCACUAAAGCGUCAGCAAAAGAUCAACAACCAGUUGAUGAUGAUACAACGCAAAAAUAUUUUGAAUUAAAAAAAAAAGAACAACAAAUUGAUGAAUUUAUAGAGAGUUAUGCUGAAACAAAAGAACAAAAUUUAUCACAAUUAAAAUCUGUUCAAAAAUCAAAUUUAAAUCUUGUACAAAUAUUAAGUCGUGGUUUGAUGAAAGGACAAAAUUUACCAUCAAAGGAUGAAUACUCAGAAUUAAAGUCUAAUUUAGAGAAUAAAGAAUCGGAAAAGAAAAAAUCAAAUGAUACAAAUAUUAUAUUAAAAGAACAACACCGAAAAUUAAAGCAAGAUUAUGAUAAAUUAGAAACAUUAGAUCAACGUUUAAAUGAUGAACGAGAAGAAUUAAAAACAAAAUGGAUAAAAAUGCAAGAAGAUUUGGAGAAAUUUAGUGAUUUAGAGGGUUUGAAGAAAAAUGCUGAAAAACGAAAACUACGAUUAGCUGCAGAUAAAAUCAAUAUGGCAAAACAACGUCAAGCUACAAAGCUAGCAAUUCAAAUGCUUCAUUCUCAAUAUGAAGCAAUUCAAGGACAAGUGCACGAUAAUGAUACUCAUCAACAACUUGUUGGAUUAGAAAAAACGUUACAAACGUUGGGACAAUCUGUUUUCACUGCAGAAGAGACACUAUCAUCUCAAAAUGCUCAAGGACAAUAUGAACAAAUAAAACGACAAGCACUUGAUCUUGUACAAUUACAUAAUCGUUGGUUAACGGAAAAAUUUGCAAAUUCACCAGUUGCUUAG
Didymodactylos carnosus is the source of this 1785-nucleotide messenger RNA. Lineage: Eukaryota; Metazoa; Rotifera; Eurotatoria; Philodinida; Philodinidae. The record is from the annotation of a GenBank genome assembly.